Messenger RNA from Carica papaya (papaya), 1470 nucleotides. RefSeq names its product GRAS family transcription factor. The record is from RefSeq and is a predicted model, not a curated record. Lineage: Eukaryota; Viridiplantae; Streptophyta; Magnoliopsida; Brassicales; Caricaceae.
AUGGCCAUGGUCAUCGAUGACACCCACGAGCUCGACUUCUCGGCUGCCACCACCACCACCACUACCACAACAGACGACGAUCUUCCUUGCAACUGGAAUGACUGGUCUCCUGUCGUUGACUGGGACGCUCUAUCCGGCGGCAACGAUGAUUUCCAAGAUCUCAUCGAAUCCUUGAUGGACGAUGGAGCGUUGCUCAAUCCUUCCGCUCGGGUCUCCCACCCCGAUCAGGAACCAUGCCACUCUACAUCCACUCCCGAUGCCGUCAUGGUCGAUCAGGACGAAUCCAAGGCCGACGAUUGCAAGGGCCUGAGGCUAGUCCACCUGCUGAUCGCCGCCGCAGAGGCACUCACGGGAGUGAACAAGAGCCGGGAACUGGCUCGGGUGAUAUUGGUUCGGCUCAAGGAGUUGGUGUCCCCAAGUGAUGGAACCAACAUGGAGAGAUUGGCGGCGUAUUUUACCGAAGCCUUGCAGGGUUUGCUAGAUGGCGCCGCGGCAAGUACGGCCACUAAUAAGCAUCAUUUAAUCAGCGGUAACGGGCCCCACAAUCAGAUGGACGUGCUCGCCGCGUUCCAGCUCCUUCAGGACAUGUCGCCGUACGUAAAGUUCGGCCACUUCACGGCCAACCAAGCCAUCCUGGAAGCCGUCACACACGACAGGCGGAUUCACAUAGUGGAUUACGAUAUCAUGGAAGGGAUCCAGUGGGCGUCUUUGAUGCAGGCCUUGGUAUCCAGGAAAGAGGGCCCGCCGGCACCGCACCUCAGAAUCACUGCGCUUUCACGGGGCGGAAGCGGUAGUCGGAGGUCCAUCGGAACGGUUCAGGAGACCGGUCGCCGGCUAACCGCGUUCGCUGCAUCCAUCGGGCAACCUUUCUCUUUCCAUCUGUGCAGACUGGAUUCCGACGAGACUUUUCGACCUUCUGCAGUAAAGUUAGUAAGAGGUGAGGCGUUGGUGAUCAACUGCAUGCUGCACUUACCCCAUUUCAGUUAUCGGGCAUCCGAUUCCGUGGCUUCGUUUCUAUCCGGAGCGAAGAGCCUGAACCCUAGAGUGGUAACCCUGGCAGAGGAGGAGAUUGGGACGACAGGGGAGGGAGGGUUCGUGGGCAGGUUCAUGGACUCGUUGCACCACUACUCUGCUAUGUACGAUUCUUUGGAGGCGGGGUUUCCUAUGCAGUGCCGAGCGCUGUCGCUGGUGGAGAGGGUGUUCUUGGGUCCCCGAAUAGCUGGGACGUUGAGCCGGAUCUACCGGAGCCGGGGAGAGGAGAACGGAUGGUCGUGGGGAGAGUGGGUAGCGGCGGUAGGGUUCAAGCCGAGUUGUAUAAGUUAUUCGAACCAGGUCCAAGCAAAGCUUUUGCUGGGGCUGUUCAAUGACGGGUAUAGAGUUGAGGAGGUUAAUCGGAAUAGGCUGGUUUUGGGGUGGAAAUCCAGGCGUUUGCUCUCUGCUUCUAUUUGGACCUCUCCAGAUUCUGAUUAA